Messenger RNA from Chanos chanos (milkfish), 1443 nucleotides. RefSeq names its product pbx/knotted 1 homeobox 2. The record is from RefSeq and is a predicted model, not a curated record. Gene Ontology annotation, molecular function: DNA binding. The transcript is spliced from 10 exons. Gene Ontology annotation, biological process: regulation of DNA-templated transcription. The coding region runs from base 1 to 1443 and encodes 480 amino acids. NCBI's taxonomy places the organism in Eukaryota, Metazoa, Chordata, Actinopteri, Gonorynchiformes, Chanidae.
AUGAUGCAACAUGUGUCCGCCGCACCAGCGCUGACAAUGAUGGCCACUCAGAGCGUCCCUCCUCCGUCGUACCAGGAAAGUCAACAGAUGACAGGCACAACCCAGCAGAACUCCAAGGCCCAGCAGGUCCACAUCCCAGCCUCCUCAGCAGCAGGGGCUACCCCAGUCAGCGUGACCCUUGACCCCCAGGCACAGCUAGAAUCAGACAAACGGGCUGUUUACAGACAUCCGCUGUUUCCUCUGCUGGCUCUUCUGUUUGAGAAGUGUGAGCAAGCCACACAGGGCUCAGAAUGUAUCACCUCAGCCAGUUUCGAUGUGGACAUCGAGAACUUUGUCCACCAGCAGGAGCAGGAUCACAAGCCUUUCUUCAGCGAGGACCCUGAACUCGACAACCUGAUGGUCAAGGCUAUCCAAGUACUGCGGAUCCAUCUCCUGGAACUGGAGAAGGUGAAUGAGCUGUGUAAAGAUUUCUGUAACCGCUACAUCACUUGCCUCAAGACGAAGAUGCACAGUGACAAUCUACUGAGGAAUGACCUGGGUGGCCCUUACUCUCCUUCCCACACCAGCCUUGGCCUUCAACAGGACAUGCUGCAAAGCUCCUCUCCGUCCAUGACGUCUGUCCCCACGUCAGUCAAUCCCUCAAGCAUCGUGGUGCCCCCUGGUUCACUUCAGCAGGGUAAUGUCGCCAUGACGACCAUCAACUCCCAGGUGGUGUCAGGUGGGACUUUAUAUCAGCCAGUUGCCAUGGUGACUUCACAAGGACAGGUGUUAACCCAGACUUUACCCCAGGGAACCAUCCAGAUUCAAAAUACGCAGGUGAAUUUGGACAUGUCCUCCCUCUUGGACAGUGAUGACAAGAAGUCGAAAAACAAGAGGGGUGUCCUCCCCAAACAUGCUACCAACAUCAUGCGCUCCUGGCUCUUCCAGCACCUCAUGCAUCCCUAUCCUACAGAAGAUGAGAAAAGACAGAUUGCUGCUCAGACAAACCUGACCUUAUUACAGGUCAACAACUGGUUUAUCAAUGCUCGCAGGCGGAUUCUGCAACCCAUGUUGGAUGCCAGUAACCCUGACCCUGCUCCCAAAGCUAAGAAGAUGAAGUCCCAGCACCGUCCAACGCAGCGCUUCUGGCCUGACUCCAUUGUUGCUGGUGUGCUGCAGUCACACGGACCGCAUUCUGCUAACAACUCAGACCACUCCUUGGCUAUGGACAGCCUCCAGCCUCUGUCCUCUGACUCAGCCACCCUGGCCAUGCAGCAGGCCAUGCUGGGGGGGGCCGACGACUCCAUGGAUGGCACGGAGGAAGAGGAGGAUGAGGACGAAGAAGAGGAGGGCAUGGACGAGGACGAUGAGGAAGAGGAAGACGAGGAGAGCGAGGGAGGAAGACCACUGGGCGGCACUGGGCGGAGAGACCUGGGCCUAGAUCACAGCGAGGGGCUGGACUAA